AUGGAGAAUGUUGUUGAUUUAUUUUUCUGUGUAGUUAAAAUGGCUAGUCGUCGGAUGUCUCUUAGUGUUCAUUGGGAUGGACAGUUAGAUAUUGAUGGGAAUGGUCCUCGAUAUUUCGGUGGUCGAAAGAAAUUGAUUGCGAUUCGUUCAGAUACGACCUAUGCGAAUUUUGAGAGGAGAAUGUAUCGUUUAGUAAAUUGUAAUAGAGAAGAAUGUUGUCUUAAAUACACAAUUCGAUGCCCUACGGGAGCAAAUGAAUAUAUUGCUCAUGAUAUAGUAGAUGAUGAAUCAUUGGAGGGAUUAAUUGGAUUGUUUGAACAUUAUGGAUGUGUGUCGCUAUAUAUAGAGAAAGAUUUAUGUCCUUCAGAGACACAAUAUCAGUCGCAAGGUUAUUACACAAGCCUGCUAUAUAAUGAUAUCGAUGUGGGAUUUUCGGAGAAUCCAAUUGGUGACCGUGAAGUUGAUAAUGAACAAGGCGUAAGAAUGACAAGGUCAGUAAUAUACCUCAAGAUUGCGAUUACAUGGCGGCCGUACACAGAUGCUGUAUUAGAGGUGCUACCAGCAUUCUGUGUACAGGGCAGUGAGGUAUGGCGAUCGCGGACCACGCUGAUUUAUUUUCAUAUCGUCGAGCUUCACGUGCCCGAUCAAGUCCCUCGGCAGUUUGGUCUCCUGCAGCAUAUACCUAUUCAUGUGGAGACCAUCCGUCGCUUUACAUCUCAGGGGCGGCCAGAUGAGCAUUGGGGCCACUUUCAUGCUGCACACAUCGAGAGAUGGGGACAGCGAUUACAGUCUAUUAUUGACCAGCAUCUGAUUGUCGGUGAUGAUCCAGUACAGGCGACCUCGAUUUAUAUGGAGUGGUACUGGCAGAUCACGAGACGAUGGAUUUCUCGUCCAGUACAGCGUCCACCAUUGACUUACCAGCCUCGUGGCCAGACCGAGAGAGCUUUGGUGGACGCUAUACGACAGACACAGUAUAGCAUCAGGAGCCUAGUUCAUGAUCGACCUUCUUAUGAGGCGAUGAUUGAUGUAUUGACGGGUAUCGAUAUUGAUCUUGAGAGUGUACUGGAGUACAUUCCUACUAUACCUGUCGCCACUGAUAUCAGAGGUCGAGAUUUUGGACAUGCAUCGACAUCGGGUCAUCACCACCGUCAGACACCGACAUCUGCUGGAUCUCCAUCUCCUAGUGAUGUUGCUGAUAUACCCGCCGCCCCUGAGAGAUUUCCUACUAGGCCAUUGGACUUGGACUUGCUUUUGCCGCCGCCAGUCUCUAGAGAUCACUUUACAUUCGUCUAUUCUCGACGUCAUGCCGCGUCUUCAUCACAAGCCCGCCCAACAUCUAGACCAGCCACUAUCGAGGAGACUCAGGCGAUACCGGAGCAUCGCGAGGGCGUUAUGAUUGCGGAUCUCGAUGCGAUGGCCGAUAUCGAGCCAAUUGAUGACAUACCUAUUGCUGAUCUCGUUGUAGAGGGUGGCCGUAGACGUGGACGUGGCCGUGCACGAGGACGUGGCCGAGGACGUCGAGGGAGAGGACGAUCGAGAGGCUGAUUGUAUAUUUUUGAUUUAGAUAACUUAGACUUUGUAUAAUAUUAUAUAAUACUGA
Messenger RNA from Ananas comosus (pineapple), 1600 nucleotides. RefSeq lists its product as uncharacterized. The transcript is spliced from 3 exons. The record is from RefSeq and is a predicted model, not a curated record. NCBI's taxonomy places the organism in Eukaryota, Viridiplantae, Streptophyta, Magnoliopsida, Poales, Bromeliaceae. The coding region runs from base 1 to 1545 and encodes 514 amino acids.